Molecule: messenger RNA, 945 nt
Organism: Hipposideros armiger (great roundleaf bat)
Lineage: Eukaryota; Metazoa; Chordata; Mammalia; Chiroptera; Hipposideridae
Product: olfactory receptor-like protein DTMT
Exons: 1
Coding region: 1-945 (314 amino acids)
Biological process (GO): G protein-coupled receptor signaling pathway
Cellular component (GO): membrane
Molecular function (GO): G protein-coupled receptor activity; olfactory receptor activity
Source: RefSeq, a predicted model, not a curated record
AUGAAAAUGGGAAACCAAAGUAUUGUCUCAGAAUUCCUCCUCCUGGGCCUGCCCAUUGAAGCAGAUCAACGAGACCUGUUCUAUGCCCUGUUCCUGGCCAUGUACCUUACCACCGUCCUGGGGAACCUCCUCAUCAUCGUGCUCAUUCAGCUGGACUCCCACCUCCACACGCCCAUGUAUUUUUUCCUCAGCAAUUUGUCCUUCUCUGACGUCUGCUUCUCCUCUGUCACAAUGCCCAAGUUGCUGCAGAACAUGCAGAGCCAAGUCCCACACAUCCCCUACGCAGGUUGCCUUGCCCAAAUGUACUUCUUCCUGUUUUUCUCAGACCUGGAGAGCUUCCUCCUUGUGGCCAUGGCCUAUGACCGCUAUGUGGCCAUCUGCUUCCCCCUGCACUACACCACCAUCAUGAGCCCCAAGCUCUGUCUCACCCUGGUGGCGCUGUCCUGGGUGCUGACCACCUUCCAUGCCAUGUUACACACUCUGCUCAUGGCCAGGUUGUGUUUCUGUGCAGACAACGUGAUCCCCCACUUUUUCUGUGAUAUGUCUGCUCUGUUGAAGCUGUCGUGCUCUGACACUCGGGUUAAUGAGAUGGUGAUAUUUUUCAUGGGAGGGCUCAUUCUUGUCAUCCCAUUCUUACUCAUCAUCAUGUCCUAUGCACGAAUUUUGUCCUCCAUCCUCAAGGUCCCUUCUGCUGGGAGUAUCCGCAAGGCCUUCUCCACCUGUGGCUCCCACCUCUCCAUGGUAUCUCUCUUCUAUGGGACAAUUAUUGGUCUAUACUUGUGCCCAUCAGCUAGUAAUUCUACUGUUAAGGAGACUGUCAUGGCAAUGAUGUACACUGUGGUGACGCCCAUGCUGAACCCCUUCAUCUACAGCCUGAGGAACAGAGACAUGAAGGGAGCCCUGGGAAGGGUCUUUUGUAAAAAGAUAUUUUUUUGUUAUCAAUGA